Messenger RNA from Linum trigynum, 1403 nucleotides. NCBI's taxonomy places the organism in Eukaryota, Viridiplantae, Streptophyta, Magnoliopsida, Malpighiales, Linaceae. The record is from the annotation of a GenBank genome assembly.
GACUCAAACCGGAAGGACCCUGAUGAGACCAAUAAAUCUCAAAAUUCUAGCUUGACCGGCUCAAUGAUUUAAACCGAUUUGACGUGACUAGUGAUAGAAGUUGUCUACUUCCUUAAUUAUGUAAUUAUUUAAUUAAUUAGUUGUGUUUCUGACUUAGCUUGUUAGUAGUCUGUUACAACAAACAAACGCAAUCUAGGAUAUAUAUAUUUUUGUGUGCGUUUAGGUUUAUUUCUGUCGAUUCUGUAUUGAUUCAAAUACUGGAAGCAAAUAUAGGCGCAGGUUUUGUUGUGAGAGAGAGAGAGAGAGAGAGAUGGGGGCGCAAAACAGCAAAGCAGAAGCAGCAGCCGGCUAUGCAAAGGCGAAUGGCGAUGAUGAGGAAUCACUCAAACAGAACAAACAGGAUCUCGUCUAUGACAAGACUCCGCUGUCUAUCGGUUUGUCUUGUGUCUACGACUACAUGUUUGUGCAAAUCCCAAAGAGCACCGCCAUCCCAACAAAGAAGUUUGAGUUAAUCCAAACCACCGUGUUGGACAACCAGGAAGCCGUGAAGUUAUGUUUUUACCAAGGUGAAAGAAAGAAGGCAAGCGCCAACAAACUUCUUGGUACCCUAGUGUUGAAGGGCAUCCCACCCGCUCCCAGGGGCGUUGCAAGGAUCACGGUCUGCGUCAACGUCGAUGCCAAGGGCAACCUGAACGUGUCUGCCGAGGAUAAAUCGACCGGUCGGGAGGUGACUAUGAGCAUACCGGGCGUCGGGGUCGAAGGAAAGCUUUUGUCGGCGGUGGAGGUGGAGAAGAUGGCUGGACAAGGAGAGAAGCACAAGUCGGAGGACGAGGAGCACUCGAAGAAGGUGAAAGUCAUGAAAGGGAUGAAUGAUUACAUGAUCGUGGUAAGAGAGAACGCGGCGGCCGGAGCCUACUCUGGAAAAGUCCGCCAAGCAUUCAAGGGUGUCGCCGGAACGAUGUUGGAUGAGUUCACGGAGAAGUCAAAGGAGUUUGGGUUACAAUCAGGUGACAAGAAGAGGUGCGAAACCUAGCUCGUUACGGUUAGGGUUUCUUACUUUCGAUUAGUUUGGGACGUGUAGAUUUUCUAAAAUUAUUGGGAUGUAUGGAUAUUCAUUAUGUGUUGCCUUUGUUUAUUUCGAAUAAUAAUUUGCUGUUUCUUUUCUAUCGGUUCGAGUUGUUAUAGUAUUUGAAAUUCAGUAAACUGUUUGCUCUGUAUGUUUUAAAGCUUCUUGUUGUUAUUUUGGUGCUAAAUGUUCAGUCCGCACAAGGUUUCGUGGAAACGAUCUAAUGAUUAGAGUCAAAUCAAUGAGUACAUCCUUAAUUAUUUAAUAGCGAAUUUACCGAUUCGAUAACGCUAAUAGUUUUUUAGUACUACAAGGAUUAUAAAAAUAAGGUAAAUAC